Molecule: messenger RNA, 3879 nt
Organism: Coffea eugenioides
Lineage: Eukaryota; Viridiplantae; Streptophyta; Magnoliopsida; Gentianales; Rubiaceae
Product: jacalin-related lectin 3-like
Exons: 7
Coding region: 23-3715 (1230 amino acids)
Biological process (GO): RNA modification
Molecular function (GO): protein binding; carbohydrate binding; RNA binding
Source: RefSeq, a predicted model, not a curated record
UUUACCAAGAAAUCACUCUCCAAUGGAGGGUACAAUCCUUCCAUGCAAAACUGUAACCCCCAAAUUUCCUGAAAUUUCACAAAAUCCUGUAAAAUCCAGGCUCCCUUUCAAAAAUAUCCCCAGAAACGCCCACCUUACUAUUAUGGAUGCCCACUUGACCUACCUCUGCAGAAAUGGACGCCUAACUGAAGCCAUAGCAUCUCUGGACUCUAUAGCGCAAUGUGGGUCCAUGAUAAGUGCCAAAACCUUCUCGUACCUAAUUCAGUCUUGCGUUGAUUCUCAGUCAAUUCAUUUGGGCCGUAAACUUCAUACCCGUAUGAAACAUCUACUAAAAGACUUGGAUCCUUUUACUGAAACCAAGAUUGUAGGCAUGUAUGCGAAAUGUGGAUCUCUUGAGGAUGCAUACAAGAUGUUCGAUGAAAUGUCUGAGAGGAAUUUGUACGCGUGGUCGGCAAUGAUUGGUGCGUGUACGAGGGAGAGAAAAUGGGAUGAGGUGGUUGAGCUGUUUUACUUGAUGAUGAUGGAAGAUGGUAUUGUUCCAGAUGAAUUUUUGUUUCCAAAGAUUUUACAGGCAUGUGGGAAUAGUGGGGAUGUUGAAACAGGGAGGUUGAUUCAUGGCAUUGUGAUAAAAUGUGGGAUGAAUUUUCAAUUACGCGUGAAUAAUGCAAUUUUGGCCGUCUAUGCAAAGUGCGGGUUUUCAGAUUUGGCGAAAAGGUUUUUUGGUAGUAUGGUGCUGAAGGAUACAGUCUCUUGGAAUUCAAUCAUAACAGGGUACUGCCAAAAGGGUGAGCUUGAGAAGGCUCGGAGAUUCUUCGAGUUAAUGCGUGAAGAAGGGUUUGAGCCAAGUUUGGUGACUUGGAAUAUACUCAUAUCAAGCUAUAGCCAGUUGGGGAAAUAUGAUGUGGUGAUGGAAAUGAUGAUAGAGAUGCAAAGUUGCGGGAUACUGCCAGAUGUUUUUACUUGGACUUGUCUGAUUUCUGGGUUUGCUCAGUUUAAUCGAAAGACUGAGGCUUUGGAAUGUUUUGAGAAAAUGCUUUUGGCCGGGGUUCAGCCAAAUGAGGUCACACUUAUCAGUUUGCUCUCUAUGUACGCCUCUCUAAAAGAUUUAAAGAAGGGGAGAGAAUUGCAUGCAUGGGCGUUGAAGGCUGGAUUUGGUGAAAAUCUAUUGGUGGGAAAUUCACUAGUUGAUAUGUACUCUAAAUGUGCUAAAGUUGAGGCUGCUAGGCAAGUCUUUGACAUGAUGUCAGCAAGAGAUAUGUACACUUGGAACUCAAUGAUCGGAGGAUAUUGCCAAGCUGGAUAUUGUGGGAAAGCCCACGACCUUUUUAGGAAAAUGCAGGAGUCAGAUGUGGAGCCAACUGUAAUCACAUGGAACACGUUGAUUUCCGGUUACAUGCAAAAUGGAGAUGACGAUCAGGCCAUGGAUCUUUUCCAAAGAAUGGAGAAGGAUGGACAUAUCAAGCAGGACACAGCAUCUUGGAAUGCUCUUAUAGCAGGCUACUUGUUAACCGGAAACAAAGAUAAAGCAUUGGGGAUUUUCCGACAAAUGCAAUCUUUAUGUGUAAAACCAAAUUCAUUUACCAUUUUGAGCAUUUUACCUGCUUGUUCCAAUUUGAUUGCAGCCAAAAAGGUGAAGGAAUUGCACUGUUGUGUGUUGCGCAGAAAUUUGGAUUGUGAAUUGUCAGUUGCAAAUUCUCUUAUCGAUACUUUUGCCAAGUCAGGUAAUAUAAAGUAUUCCAGAACCAUAUUCAACAGUUUGUUGGCAAAAGAUAUAAUCACCUGGAACACACUGAUUGCUGGUUACGUUAUACAUGGUCGCGCAGUUGAUGCAAUUGAGCUGUUUAACGACAUGAGUCAUACUGAACUUAAACCAAAUAGAGGUACUUUUGUGAUAAUGAAUUAUCGUUUUCAGGAAUACGGAAAACAUUCCAUUUCUGUAGGUCCAUGGGGAGGUCAAGAUGGAUAUCACUGGGACGAUGGAGUAUACUCCACUGUCAGGCAAUUGGUGAUAGCUCAUGGUGCAGGCAUUGACUGCAUUCAGAUUGAAUAUGACAGGAAUGGCACCUCAAUGUGGUCAGAAAAGCAUGGCGGCAAUGGAGGCGCUAAAAUUGACAAGGUCAGGCUAGAUUAUCCGAACGAGUUUCUAACGUCCAUUCAUGGAUUUUAUGGUAGCUUGCAAGAAUGGGGGCCUAUCUUUAUUCGAUCUCUUACAUUUGAAAGCAACAAAAGAUCAUACGGACCUUAUGGUAUCGAACAGGGGACGUACUUCACAUUUCCAAUGACUAAAGGCAAAAUUGUAGGGUUCCAUGGAAACUGUGGCUGGUUUCUAGAUGCUAUAGGAGUUCAUUUGGAGCCUCUCACCAACCUGAUUCCAUCAAAUUCCAUAAUGCAUUCGCAAAACUAUGUUGUCCAGGGGGCGGAAACAUACGAGUACUCAAUGCUACAAGGUAAUCUCGGGAAUAGCUAUGAUCUGAUUCUUGCAGUGAGGCAGAAGGGGCAGUAUCGUAGUAAUUCUACUCCAGAAAAUUGGUCGAGGCAAACUUCAAACUCAAGCGAGUUCAGCCGGGUGGAAUCCCAAAACAAGGAUGUCGAUGUGGUUCCGUCCAAGAUUUCGAGAGUACCCUCAGAAAAUGUACAAGGAGUCAUGACAUAUGGACCCUGGGGUGGUAACGGUGGCACUCUGUUUGAUGAUGGAGUCUAUGACGGAAUCCGGGAAAUUCACUUAUCUAGAAACAUAGGAAUCGUUUCCAUAAGAGUUUGUUAUGAUCUGAACGGGCAGCCUCAAUGGGGAAGCAAAAAUGGCGGUAGUGGUGGAUAUAAAUCUGACAAGAUAGUCUUCAACUAUCCAUCUGAAAUCUUGACUCACAUAACAGGCUACUAUGGCCCUGCAAUGGGUAUGGGGCCUAAUAUUAUCAAAUCUCUGACUUUCCAUACUACAAACUGGAAACACGGUCCCUUUGGAGAUGAACAAGGACAAUCAUUUUCGACCAAACUGAGAGGGGGAGUGAUUGUGGGAAUUCAUGGACGGAAGGGAUUGUUUCUUGAUGCAAUUGGUGUUCAUGUAUUAGAAGGCAAAGCCACUCCAGUAUCAAGUUCUCCAUCCGGCUCCAUUGCUCAGAGAGGACCGUCCAUCAAUGAAGCUGACAACACUCCACAAUGGUCCUUCAAAUUAGGAAGGCACGGACUAAUGCAGGAGGCUGUCCAGCGAGUAGUGAAAGAUCCAGCUCCUUACGGACCAGGUCCAUGGGGCGGUGUGGGUGGGAAACCAUGGGACGAUGGAGUAUUCACAGGGAUUAAACAGAUUAUUUUGACUAUGAGAGAGGCCAUCUGCAGCAUGGAAAUUGAGUAUGAUAGAAACGGACAAUCUGUGUGGUCAGUGAGACAUGGUGGUAAUGGUGGAGUAACAGCAACCAGGGUAAAACUAGAGUAUCCUCACGAGGUAUUAACUCGAGUAAGUGGAUACUAUGGUCCUGUCAACAAAGACCAGGGGACACAGGUCAUCAAAUCUUUAACCUUUCACACGAGUAGGAGGAUGUGUGGUCCGUUUGGCGAGGAGUUGGGAAACUAUUUCAGCUCAACAACCACAGAAGGAAAGGUGGUAGGGUUUCAUGGGAAGAGUGGGAUGUACCUGGAUGCCAUCGGAGUGCAUAUGCAACAUUGGCUGGGGAAUCAAAGAUCGUCCAGACCAUCAUACCUCACGAAAAUAUUCUCUUGAUCAUUCAUUCAUGCUUCAGUUUUUUCCCUUUUUUUUUUAUCCAUUUAGCUGAACAUUACAUCCGAGAACUGCAGGAACAGCAGUACCGAUUUCAGUAUUGUUUAACUUCAAUUUUUAUCCUCUCGAGAUAAUUACUGAGAAAUAGGAUAUCCAGCCUUGACCAA